Molecule: messenger RNA, 4068 nt
Organism: Tachyglossus aculeatus (Australian echidna)
Lineage: Eukaryota; Metazoa; Chordata; Mammalia; Monotremata; Tachyglossidae
Product: basic salivary proline-rich protein 2-like
Exons: 5
Coding region: 343-2469 (708 amino acids)
Biological process (GO): female meiosis I; mRNA stabilization; male meiosis I
Cellular component (GO): nucleus; cytoplasm
Source: RefSeq, a predicted model, not a curated record
CCUGCCAGGCUCGCUCGCUGAUUGGCCCGGCGGCCCGCGCAUGCGCGCCCCGCUCUCCUCAGUGAGGCGGCCGUCGAAGGCGUGGACGCCAUUUCUGCCUCCUUGCUCUCGGUUGGCGGGAGAAGGAGGGAGAGAAGAGCGCGACCCCCGGGACCCCCGGACCCCCGACCCAACGGGCACUGAUUGCAGGGAAACACGACGGCUAAUCAAUUAAUUCAUCAAUCCUACCUAUCGAACGCUUCCUGGGCGCAGACCACUCUGGGACUCUUUUCGCCCAGUGUGUGAUCCUGUGUGGGCUUUUGCCCAGGGAGCAGGCAGGGCGCCUGCUCAACAGCUCCGGCAAUGCAGACUUCCCCUCAAGGCCAGGCCGAGGAGUCGCCCGCCAUGGCCAACCUGCGGAAGAGCUUGGAGGACCUCAGCCUCCCCGCCUCCGUUUCCGCCGGUUCCGGCCAGCCCCCCGACGAUCCUCGCCAAAGGAUCGAUCCUGAAAAUUCAGCCCGGAGCACAGACGCAGUCACCUCCACCUCCGCGGCUUGUCCGGGUGGGCUCUCCGGGCCCCGCCCAGAAGUGAAUCCGGGCCGGAGGCUCUGGGUGGACCGGAAAUCAGGCCGCCACUCUGGGACCCCCAUCGCAAGCCUGAGCCACCAGCUCGAACCACGAGCCCAAGCGGAGCAGGGCGCCCGUCUUCAGAAGGAGAAUCGGCCGGCCAGCCGAGGGAGACGGGAGGCGGCGAUGGGCCCCCGACAGGAGCGAGGGAAGCCCCAGCCAGGGCCUGCCAGCCCCGGUGUGGACCCGCGGGCCGGGGCACGCAGGCCGAACCGUUUGUUUCCUCAGCGGGGGGACGUCCCGGGGCCCCAGCCCCUGCCGCCAGGCCGGCCAUCCUUCCCCGCUGCGGGAAAUGGGAAGUCCCCGGGAGCCGGAAGGGGACCCGGCCCGUCCCCCGGCCCUGCCGACCUCGGCCACGGGGGACCCUGCGGGGACCCCGAGAACGGGUUCCUUCCAGCACCCAGAGUGACCACCUCCUUUCGGCUCGCCGGGUAUGACUGGUCCCUAGACUCCGCCCCUCACGACGAGGGUGGCCGACACGAGUGGUUGGGUGGGGUGCCCCUGGGGCCGGCGGCUACGGGUCGGGCCUUCAGGAAGCCAAAGAGAGUGGCCAUGAGCCCCGACUCAUCUCUGGGCAUUUCAACGAUGUCCGGUGGCUCUCCUCCUCACCAGCCCAUCGCCCCUCCCUCGGGUCACCCCCGAGAGCCCCCCUCAAUCCUCUCAUCGGGGCAAGAAGGAAGGCCGCCUCUCCCCACCGGCAAGUCUGACGCUUUGGGGUUUUCUGGCUCCGUGCCCAGGCGUCGUAAGCCACCCAGGCCCCCCAGACUUGUCCGACAGGACCUCUUGGCUUCCAGGGAAGGCCAGCGGUGCCUGGGGGCCAGCGGCCCCUUUCCCUGCCAGCCGGGGAGGCAGAACACAGCCCAGGAGGAGGCCGGACCGAAUCCCCAGCCCCAACCGAAACCAAGCCUCCCCGAGUGGCAAGAGGGGUGGGUCCGGGCGCCGCCCCCCUCUGGGUCCCAGGACCCGACCUGGCAGAGCAAUCUGGAGUACCUCGGUGGUCCUGUGCGUGACUCGGUCAACUCCUCCUUCCUCCUACCCUUCCCGCUGGUGUCUGGGCUCCCCCAGAACCAUCACAGUGGCUUUGUCAUGUCCCACUUCCCGGCGGCGGCAAACUGGUUCAUCCGUUGCCCGCAGUUUCCACUCUACGACCUCGACGUUUUCUGCCCCUGCACCUUUCACGCCCCGUGCCCCCUCCCGAAAUGCCUGUUGGGUGGGGAAAUGUCGGCCCCGCCCCGGGCCUUCCCAAUGCCGUUCGUCAAGAAUCGGCCCCCGCGUGAUCACAGAGGGCCCGACUGCAAGCUUGACGCCCACCUGGAGGCAUGCUCGGAGCAGCAGCGAGCCCUGGAGCGGGAACGGAGAAAGGCGGAAGCGGCGCUUGCUAGGACCUUUCCGGGGAAGAGAGCGUCCGGCUCCGACAGCGCUCCGGGCGUCCAGCUUCCCGGCAACCCGUCGCACGUGGACCGCCUGAUCGCCGACCAGCUCACGGAGCGAGCCAGGGUUCUUUCUUUGGUUGGGGAGAUGGAAGGGCUCCGGGGCAGCCCCGUCCACGGCAACAUCACACGGACGCUGGACCGCCACUUGGAGGCCAUCCGGCUCGCCCAGGCCAGGCACGGCACGGAAGCCGACCACCCCGCUGGACCCGCUAGCCACACCGCCUGGGCCCCGAGGCCGGGCAGUUCGCGGUCCAGGGACCUCAGAGGUGACCUGACCCUGGCGGGGGCCGUAAAAAAACUGGCCACGUCCACCCGCCAGGCCCGCACCGCGCUCUGGUGUGCCCUGCAGAUGACUCUUGCAGAGUCCCCCUCCGACAUCCCCGUGAACCCGGAGGAGAUGGAGAGGGCGCUGCAGGGACUUGGACCCUGAGAUUUCUGGGGUCCGGAGAGCCGCCGCCCCAGACUCCGCGAGGAACUGUCUGACACAAACCGGGAGGAAGGGGAGAAGGACCUCCAGCCACCCCCGCGGAGCCCAUUUCUUCCCCUAGUGUGUGAGUUCCCCGAGCAGGUGGCCGGCUUCCUCCCUCGUGGGUGGCCGGGCUCUCGCACGGAGCUGGUGACCAGGUUCCCCCUGAGUGGGCGGCCUGAUUCUCCUCCAAGUGGGCGGCCGGGUUUCCACCAAGCUGUUGGCCCGGUUCCCUCAGAAUGGGCGGUCCUUGCUCCCUCUGAGCGGGUGGCCCGAUUUCUCUCUUCCCCCCACUCGCUGCCCUGAGCAGGCGGCUGGGCUCUCCCCCACCCCCCGAGGGGGCGGCCGGACUCCACCUGAGCAGGCCAGCUGGGCACCCCCUGAAAGGAUGCCCAGUUCCCCUAGAAGGGGCAGUCUGGGUCCCCUCUGAGUGGGUGGCCCAAUUCCCUCCUAAGUAGGCAGCCGGGCUCCCUCCCAAGCAGAAGGCCAGGGCGGCCUGGAUCCCCCUGAGCGGGCGGCCGGGCUCCCUCCUGAGCAGAAGGCCAGGGCCGCCGGGCUCCCCCCCUGAGCGGGCGGCCUGGAUCCCCCUGAGCGGGCAGCCGGGCUCCCUCCUGAGCGGGUGGCCGCGAUCCCCCUGAAUGGGAGGCCGGGCUCCCCUGGAACAGUUGGCCUGGUUUCUGACCAUGUGGCCUGGCUGCCCCCCGGAAUGAGCAACUGAGCUCCCCCCGAGCAGACAAUUGGACUUCCACUGUGAGCGGACGGCCGGGGUCCCCCACCUUGGGUUGUCAGGUGCCCCCCCGGGUAGGCAGCCUGGCUCCCGCCAAGUGGGCAGUUGGGCUCCUCCUGAGCGGGCGGCCGGGCUCCCUGUGAGCACCGGAGGAACUGGCGGCUGCAGUCUCAUGCUGGGGUUUCAAGCGUCUGCCCAUUGCCUCGUGCUCCGCUGAAGUGCACAGCAGACAGGCGGCGGUCGCCUGCCAGGGUCGGAGACUCGUGCCAGGGUCGGGGUCUCCCGCUAGCGUUGCGUACUCCUGCCAAGGUUGGGGAUUCAUGUCUGGGUCUUCUGUCGCACUGCGGAAAAGCCACGGGAGACCCGGUAUCCCAGCGAGGGCCACACGAGGUAGUUGGGGGAUAUUUCCGCGAGAUGUUCUCAUAAAAUGGGGCUCGCGGGCAAAAGCACCCCACUCUGCCUCUGGGCAGACUCUAACGGGCAGACGCUCUCGAGCACCAGGGCCAUCCUGGUCUGUUUGGGGUCUCGUCCAGACCGGCCUCCAGGUUGGGCGUUGCCCUAGGGAUUAUCCCCCCGGGUGCUCCGGAAGGGCGACUCACGGGAGAUUCUUCCGAAUUUCAGUAGGAAUCGUAGUAGGCAAGAGAAUAUAGGCAAGUGGGCGUGAACCAUCCCUCAGGAGGAGAAAUUCAAUUUACAGGGGGAUCACGUUUAACUUGGUGGGGUCAAAACCGGUCAUGUUUUACUGGGUGGGUGGGCACUCAGCCCCAAUUAGGGGUUAUUUAUAUGGAAUUUAUAGUAUCUCAGUUUCCAGAAGCAUUCAUAUUGUGACAGUUGAA